Messenger RNA from Aphanomyces invadans, 467 nucleotides. RefSeq names its product 40S ribosomal protein S27-like protein. The coding region runs from base 73 to 321 and encodes 82 amino acids. The record is from RefSeq and is a predicted model, not a curated record. NCBI's taxonomy places the organism in Eukaryota, Oomycota, Saprolegniomycetes, Saprolegniales, Verrucalvaceae. The transcript is spliced from 4 exons. Gene Ontology annotation, cellular component: ribosome; cytosolic small ribosomal subunit. Gene Ontology annotation, molecular function: structural constituent of ribosome; RNA binding. Gene Ontology annotation, biological process: ribosomal small subunit assembly; translation.
GUGUUGGAGGGCGCCGGUGUUAAAAGCAUUAAGCAUUCGUCUUCUUCCAGUGUGCCGCUCUAGUUGAAAACUAUGCCUCGUGAUCUUCUCCACCCCUCUGCCACCGAAGAGCGCAGCAAGCACAAGCUUAAGCGUUUGGUACAAUCCCCCAACUCGUUCUUCAUGGACGUGAAGUGCCCCGGUUGCUUCAACAUCACUACCGUCUUCAGCCACGCCCAAACCGUUGUGUUGUGCGGCAGCUGCAGCGUCAUGCUUUGCCAACCCACCGGCGGCAAGGCUCGUUUGACCGAAGGUUGCUCGUUCCGCAAGAAGACCGAUUAAAUGUAGUUCUGGAGUAAAAGGCCCGUCCUGUUGCGAUCUGUCACGACGACGUGAAAUGCCGACUUUGGACUUCUCAACUGUUCUCUCGUGGAGUCAGCCUCGAGGGGGUUUAGUUUAAACAUUUGGAAUAAAGGAGACGAUCUGGA